AUGGGAUGCUGGCGUCGUAUCGCGGUGGACGAUAUUAUACCCAUCGAUCAGAAUGGCACAUCACUUUUGCCGCGUACGUCCAACAACACAGAGCUAUGGCCGAUGCUUCUGGCCAAAGCAUUGCUGAAAAUUGCCUCGCUCACCUGGACUGAACGACGUGAAAUCGUCGACUUUCAUCCAAUUUCUUGUCUAACAGGCUGGACCUGCCUGACAUUAAACAUCGCGCAUUUAUCGUGGCAAGAUAAGUGGGACUUCCUGACCAAGUAUUGCGAUCAUUUUGUGUGGUCACCACGAACCGUCGAGGGUCACGUUCUAGAAAGCUCUGAGAGUAUUAUAAACAACAAUACGGCGAAACCGAACAAAACUCUGCGGCUACUCAGCCAAGCCGGGAAACCUCAACCGAUCACGUUGUUUCUCCAGUUGGGCGACAUGCGAAAACUCGGAAAUGAUGCAGUGCCUGGUCUAUCGCCGUGCUGGGAUCAUGUGAUCCAUGUUGUCCAAUCACGCGAUAUUCCUCUGAAUCCCAAAGAUGUGAGCAACAAAUUUCAGAUUUGUUCAAUCAUCUUUCUCUAA
Messenger RNA from Harpegnathos saltator (Jerdon's jumping ant), 573 nucleotides. RefSeq names its product androglobin-like. Gene Ontology annotation, molecular function: calcium-dependent cysteine-type endopeptidase activity. Lineage: Eukaryota; Metazoa; Arthropoda; Insecta; Hymenoptera; Formicidae. The coding region runs from base 1 to 573 and encodes 190 amino acids. Gene Ontology annotation, biological process: proteolysis. The transcript is spliced from 3 exons. The record is from RefSeq and is a predicted model, not a curated record.